Hydatigera taeniaeformis is the source of this 1272-nucleotide messenger RNA. The record is from the annotation of a GenBank genome assembly. Lineage: Eukaryota; Metazoa; Platyhelminthes; Cestoda; Cyclophyllidea; Taeniidae.
AGUCUCGUAAAAGGUAGUGCGAGUACUCUAAAACGAGAAUUUGGAAAUGAAUUCGUGACUGUGGAGGAAGACAUUGCAACUCGUGAUCUCGGCAGCAAUAGAGUUGAAUUGCAGGCGAGCAAAGGCGUAAAAGAACGGGUUCGCGUCCAAGUGUUUGACGAGAACUCGCGCACGGCCGUGUAUGCAUUAGAGAACUCCAAGACAACGUUGUCGUGCUACGUCGAAGACGAAAUCCAUGGCGGACGGGUGGAUCCUCUCAGUUACAAGUGGGAGAUCAAGCAUCCUCAACAGGGCUGGGACGAGAACAUCAAAUCAGGAAAGCUGGCCAACAUAGUUGAGGGAAUAAAUUCUAAAGAUCUUGUUCUUAGUGGUCUCCUUGUCUCUGACCCUGAUCAGCUUUCAACGUCCUACCAGCUUCGUUGUGCCGCUCAGUACAAUGAAACCUACUUCGUGGUAUCAAGAGGCUUUGCCGUUAAUGUUCACCGAACUCCUGAGUUGAAGUCGAUUCACUUGGUGCGUGAAAAACCAGAGUACCAAGAACUGCAAGGUGAACCUGCAAGAGACAUAUAUGACGCUAGUAGCGAUUAUCUCGUGUUAUGCAAGCCCGGAUUUUCUGCGGGAGAAGUUCAAUCGGUGUGGGAAAAGUACAACGAGGAGUCUGAUGACUGGGAGAUGCUGAGUCCGCCUUCAGACAAGCUCUUCUUUGUUGCUGACUCAACAGAAUAUCAGGAUGAGGGCCAAUACCGAUGUCGCAUUAGUCACGAUCUGCAGGAUUAUGAUUACCACGUGAUCAAGACUCGUGUACUUGAACUUCGUCGUAUUGCUGGUCCUGCAUCAUCAACUAAAAGUCAGCAGGAAUUUACGUUAAACGAUGAGCUAAUGUUGCAGUGCACCGACCGUUCGGCAUCGCCACAAGUUGAGGCUGAGUGGUCCUUCCAACCCAGUGGUGAUGCGCCACCUGAAGGCAAGGAUCCUCUCACCAUUGGUAGCUACUUCCAGCAUGACCGGACCAACGUCUUCAUCAUUCCCCGGGGCCAACUGCUAGAGUCGCAUUCGGGAACGUACACGUGCACCAGGACGAAUGAGUAUGGACAGGCAACGACAGCGAUUCGUGUCACCGUGAGACCUGACUAUCUUGAAACAGUCUAUAGUGGGCAUUUGAGCCGUGAGAAACUCACUUUUCGAUUGGACGCGAUUCUUAAGUGGGAAUAUUCCAAGAAUGGUGAUCCACCACAAGGAGGUCACUCAAGAUGCCAGCAUAGUGAGUUGUGA